Molecule: messenger RNA, 1499 nt
Organism: Habropoda laboriosa
Lineage: Eukaryota; Metazoa; Arthropoda; Insecta; Hymenoptera; Apidae
Product: RNA-binding protein MEX3B
Exons: 2
Coding region: 1-1278 (425 amino acids)
Molecular function (GO): RNA binding
Source: RefSeq, a predicted model, not a curated record
AUGCCGACAAGUUUGUUCAGCGAAAUGGACCGCGGAGCAAAUGGCGGUGGUACCGCUUCCCUCGAGGAUCAACGAGCCCUGCAAUUGGCGUUAGAAUUAUCGAUGCUCGGCCUCGAGGGUACUCCCGGAUGCCCGGGCACCGGCACAGGAACCGGCACCGGAACGGUCAACGAUCCGGAUCCCUUGCAAACGACACCAGCAGGCGUUUUCGAGGAGGCACGUUCGAAGAAGAGCCAGAAUAUGACCGAGUGUGUGCCGGUGCCUAGCAGCGAGCACGUGGCAGAGAUCGUCGGCCGACAAGGUUGUAAAAUCAAAGCACUCCGAGCGAAGACCAACACUUACAUCAAGACCCCUGUCCGCGGGGAGGAGCCGGUGUUCGUGGUAACUGGCCGCAAGGAGGACGUGGCCCGUGCGAAGCGCGAGAUCCUCUCCGCCGCGGAGCACUUCUCUCAGAUCCGCGCGUCACGCAAGAGCUCGUUGGGCGCGCUGUUGGGUGCACCUCCUGGACCCCCAGCAUCGGUGCCUGGCCACGUGACGAUUCAGGUACGAGUCCCGUACAGAGUAGUGGGCCUGGUGGUAGGACCGAAGGGAGCGACUAUCAAAAGAAUCCAACAUCAGACGCACACCUACAUAGUGACACCGAGUCGCGACAAAGAGCCUGUUUUCGAGGUGACUGGACUACCGGAGAGCGUGGAAGCAGCGAGACGUGAGAUCGAGGCGCAUAUAGCCCUACGAACUGGGACAGGAACAAGCCUCGACGAUGCCGAGCUGUUGAGCGUGCUGUGUCGCGGUGGUCUAGGCUCGAUUCUAGGCUGCCUGGACGCACCAGGCUCGAACGGCUCCAACGGAUCGAGCGGUGCGUUCUCCAGCAGCGGUAGUUGCAGCAGCUCCUCCAGUAGUUCCGGUGCACCUGGAUUGAACGAUCUCGUCGCUAUUUGGGGCGCUGGAAUGGAGAGGGACGAGGGUCUAGGCGAGUCACCGUCUUUCGAGUCACAGACAGUGUCCGCUUCGUCUAUCUGGUCGUUCCCCGGUGUCGCGCUACCCUCGAGGCCGUCACCGCCAGCAUCAGCCAGUCCUACGUCACCCACGGACUCGCUGUUAGGAAGCGGACGACGGGAAUGCGUGGUCUGCGGCGACAAGGAGGUCACCGCUGCCCUCGUGCCAUGCGGACACAAUCACUUCUGCCUGGACUGCGGGAACCGGGUCUGCGAGAGCUCCGAUCCUAGCUGCCCGGUUUGCUCCAGGCCCGUGUUACAGGCCCUUCGUAUCUUCUCUUAAGCACCGACACGAGGAGCCACGACGACACACCACGAGAGAGAGACAGAUCAUCCUUCAUCGAGGCUCCACUCGCGUCGCCACCACCUGGUACAGCGGCUGUAUACCGAUUCUCAACCGAUUCACCAUGUUAAUAUCUGCUCUUCAGGACAACCGUUUUUAUGGCGGCUCAUCCAGGAACGACGGCGAAGGGAGAAAGCCCACAGCAUCACCAACACCACCAC